AUGGAGUGCGCCGGAAGGGGAAGCCGGAGCCCGUGCUCGGGCCCGGCCACCAGACCCUGCAGUCGCUGCCGAGUCGUUGCCUAUUGCUCCAUUUCUCACCAGGUUUCCCAUUGGAGUGUGCAUAAGAAAGAGUGUGAAAGAUUACAACAGCAAAUGAAGCGUGCUAAUGUCUUGAGUAAUUUCCCUUUCCAAUUUACUCGACAGAUGUGUGAAAAGCAGGAGGUGCGUUGUUCACUGUUAAUAAGAAAUGGAAUUCACCGUACAGGAAUGUGGAUGUGUGAAUGUAGUUGCGAGGGAUCAGCUACUUCUUCCGAUCAUUCUGGGUUGCUUGAAGGUUGGAAUCUUCCAAGUGCAUUAUGCCCUUGUAAAGGGCCUUCUUCUCCAAUUCCCGAACUAACAGGUUGGAAGGAUUACUAUGAAUGGAGGUGCAUCCCACUUUGUUCUCCUGCUGCUUUACUUCUUCACUGGCCACUCACAAUAUAUUGGGCUAUUCGGCUUGCAACUUUUAAAAGCUUGAUUCCUGCAAUUGGUAAUGAAAUGCGCAUACAUUACCUAGAUACUCUUAUUCCACAAAUUGAUGACAUGUGCUACUUAUGGAAUGGUGGUUAUCUCAGUCCCAUAGCCACGCGAUUCUGUAGCUAUGGGGACGCCUAA
This is a messenger RNA of Fraxinus pennsylvanica, 654 nucleotides long. The record is from the annotation of a GenBank genome assembly. Lineage: Eukaryota; Viridiplantae; Streptophyta; Magnoliopsida; Lamiales; Oleaceae.